Apis dorsata (giant honeybee) is the source of this 269-nucleotide messenger RNA. It is a transcript of the gene SNRPG, whose product is annotated as probable small nuclear ribonucleoprotein G. Lineage: Eukaryota; Metazoa; Arthropoda; Insecta; Hymenoptera; Apidae. Gene Ontology annotation, molecular function: RNA binding. Gene Ontology annotation, biological process: mRNA splicing, via spliceosome; spliceosomal snRNP assembly. The transcript is spliced from 4 exons. The record is from RefSeq and is a predicted model, not a curated record. Gene Ontology annotation, cellular component: U5 snRNP; SMN-Sm protein complex; U1 snRNP. Bases 16 to 246 code for a protein of 76 amino acids.
AAUACUAAUUUAAAAAUGAGUAAAGCACAUCCUCCGGAACUUAAAAAAUAUAUGGAUAAAAAAUUAUCAUUAAAAUUAAAUGGAGGAAGACAUGUUAUUGGAAUUUUACGUGGAUUUGAUCCAUUUAUGAACAUGGUUAUAGAUGAAAGUAUUGAAGAAUGUAAGGAUGGUACUAAAAACAAUAUUGGAAUGGUGGUAAUACGUGGAAAUAGUGUAAUAAUGUUAGAGGCUUUAGACAGGAUAUGAAUCAAAAUAAAAAUACAACAUAA